This is a messenger RNA of Lytechinus pictus (painted urchin), 4633 nucleotides long. RefSeq names its product SEC14 domain and spectrin repeat-containing protein 1-like. Gene Ontology annotation, molecular function: phosphatidylinositol-4-phosphate binding; phosphatidylinositol-5-phosphate binding; phosphatidylinositol-3,4-bisphosphate binding. The transcript has 18 exons. The record is from RefSeq and is a predicted model, not a curated record. Bases 340 to 3156 code for a protein of 938 amino acids. Lineage: Eukaryota; Metazoa; Echinodermata; Echinoidea; Temnopleuroida; Toxopneustidae.
ACAAAACAAACAGCAGUCUUUUGAACACACAUCGCGUACACAAGAAUAUACACACACAGCAGGAGUUGUACUUUGGUGUGCGAUCGAUCGAGUCUUUAUUUCGGACGUCGCGACAGAGCUUCAAUUGCAUUGAACACGAAUCAAGUGGUAAUCAGUGGCACAACUUUUCUAAGGAUAAUUUUAGUUUCAACAAGUUCCAGUUGAUUUUGAACAUUCUGCAGGAACCAAGGACACAUUCACUGUAAUAUUGGAUAAAAGGAGACUCUGUUAAGACGGAAAAGAUGAUCUGGAAGAAGUAUCCCGCUAGCUGCUGAGAGUUUUGAGUCAACAGAGAACAAGAUGGCGAGUCGCCGGUCUCGUGGAGACCGCUACUUGUCCAGCGUCAGUGCCAUGUCAGGCAUUUCAUCCAAUGGAUCGGCGGGCACAUUGGACUACUCUCUGACUCUUGCUAGCUCAUUGUCUCCUGGAAGUAGCAUGUCAUUCCUAACUAAAGCUCCAGUGAUGCAAGCAGCAGAGAUCAAAGACUUGCUGAAGUCAAGGCUAGCAUAUUUGUCAGGUGGAAAGGACAGGCGUGGUGGACCAAUCAUCUCAUUCCCUUCACAACCCUCUGAAGUUUCCAUUGAAGACAUCGCUACCACCAUCACCUAUCUUGCUUCGUUACCAAGUACUGAGAGCAAGGCACAUGGCUUCAGUCUACUGGUUGAUAUGAGAGGGUCGGCAUGGCAACCAAUUAAAUUGGUUAUGAAAGUUCUUCAGGAGACACUAGCAGGAAGCAUCAGUGUUAUCUACAUUCUCAAGAAUGAUGCCUCGAGGGCUCGUCAGGGAUCCAGCCUUGGUCUCAAGAAAGACAAGUCACAAUCGUUUGAGACAAUAUUCCUAUCAUCACCUUCCAAGCUUACAAAGUACCUCGACACAAGUCAGCUGACAGAAGAUUUUGGGGGCGCACUUGACUACCAUCAUCAAGAAUGGCUGCAGAAUAGACUGGACUUUGAGAAGUUCUUGAAAGAUUCCAGUCUGACGGAGAAACGUCUCGAGCAAGCUCAUGAGGAGCUGUUGUCAAGACAAGACGAGAGGCUGACUCCAGAAGACCAGCUACGUCGUCAGAAACGAUUGAGGGAGGUUGUCAUUGACCAACCGAGCAGUGUGCUACAACUUGGCCAUUCCCUUUCACGACGUGUGGAGACCGACUCGGGUUUCCAGAGGCAAGGCGGAGACCAGGGCUUCGCUACAGAGGACCAACUGCUGAUGCACCGAGAGGUGGAUCAAAGACUCGAUGCUCUGCAACAAAAACAGAAUCAACUCAGGAUGUACCUAGCAGAGAGAGAUCGAGAGCUAGGUGUCCACAUGCAGCUAGGUGAUAUGGAGAGUGGUAUCAAAAAGGUAAUUGACUGGAUAGUUGGACCAGGAGAGAAGCUCUUAUCGUCACACAUAGACAUUGGCAAUGACUACAAGACUGCUGAGAAACUCAGGAGGGAACAUGAGAAACUAGAACUCAAGUGCACCGAUAUUUAUGGCAAUUAUGCCGAGCUUCGUCAUGUAGCGGACUCCAUCAUUAAGAGUGGUCAUCCCCAUGCGGGUGACAUCGGUGCUCAGAAGGACUACCUAGAUACAGUAUGCCGUAGCUUUGCUUCUCGUCUGGAGAGGCGGCGGAACCUCGUUAUUGGUUCCGUCAGAUUCCACCGAUUAUCACAAGAAGCAUUUUCCAAACUAGCAGACCUACUAGAACUAUGCACAGGAGAAGUUGAAGUAGAUUCUGUAGAGAGCACUGAGGAAGCUCUUAGACUUCUCCUGGACAACUUUGACAACUCAAUGUACACCACAGAUCGAGCCAUUCGUGAGGGGAAGAGUAUUUUGGAGAUGAUGAGCCUACCUAUCAAGAAUGCCUUUGGUAAAGACAUCACACCAAACUAUGAGAAGCACAUCGCCCAUGUCGAGCGCAUCUUGGCAGAGCUUGAGGGACGAAGGGCACGGUGUCGUGACCUGGCUGAGGUCAGGAAGCUCAAGCUUCAGCAGUUGUUGCAGCUCAAGAGCUGCGAGAGAGAUGCUGAACAGGCUAUUGCUUGGCUUCUUGAGCUGCUAGAUAACAUGCUCCUACAGCAUAUUGAGGUUGGAAGAUCAGCAGAUGAGGCUGCUUCUCUCAAGGAUGAACACAGUAAAUUUGAAACUACCGCAAGGGAAACUUAUGACUACGGUCUAAACCUUUUACGGACUUCCCUGAUGCUUAGACGAUCCCUUCAUAUGAACCUUGAACCAAGUCAAGACAAGUCACAACGUCUUGAGGCUGCCUGGUACCAGUUCUCACAGGCCUUGGGGGAGAGGUCAUCAAGGCUCUCAGUGUCUCUCAUGUUCCAAAGAAAUGCUGAGAAGCUAAUAUCCCAGAUGGACAAACUGUGCCAGGAGGUGGCUCCAAGAGUUGCAGGGUACGGUGGUGAUGUAGGAAGCAGGCACCUACUUUCCUAUGAACCGAGACGACGUGCUCUACUUCGACAGUACAGAGAGGCUGCAGCCAUGGGUCAGGCUCUCCUAGACAGGCUUGCUCUACCAGUGGUUUCACCUGACAGGGCUUCCAGAUCUAACAUGAGAGUCAUCCCAGAGCAGCUCCAGCCGGCUGCGGACCACCUGGCACAGAAGAUGGCCGAGCUGGAGAACAAGAGACGGGAGAUGGAGCUCCUGUUCGGUGACACCGAUGGUGGCUCUAUGUUCACCCCUACCUCCUCCACCUCCUCCCUGGCUCCUGGUGCUGUUCAUGGGGAACCGCUUCCAGAGAUGGACUGGGAUGUGGUGGCCAAGAAGGAUGUGCCCGUCGAAGAGGUUGUACCCAUUGUAGCAACAAAACAACAGUCUGUGAUGUCAGCUCCUCCACCAAGUCUCAAUGGUAGGAUGAAUGGAAGAUUGACUGGAAGUCACGGCAGCUUGAAUGGAAGCCGUUCAAGUCUCAAUAGGAUGCCUCCUCCAUCACCUAAUCGCUAUGGCAUCAGACCAGAAGAUGAGGCAUUGAGGCGAAUGAAGGAUUUUGAGGACAAAGUAAAGGAGGUAAGUUUCAGAAAUCUGUCAGUGAGAGAAAUACUUCCAUACUAUAUUAUACACUUAUUAUUUUUCAUUAAAAAAGAAGAAAGGAAAGGAUUGAAUACUUUUAACCCCUUUGAAAAAAAGUAAAAAUGACAAGUAAGAAGUAAAUCGGAGGCAAUUCUGAUAAUUUGGUGGUCAUUCUGUGAUGAGAGUACAUACUUCCCUCAUUUCUGGAGUAAUGUACCCCCUAAUGUCUUAAUAAUAAAAGUAUGCAUUGUUCAAACAGUGCACUAUUUACAUUAUUUCUUUUCAUAUGCCUAGAAGUCAUUUUGGAUGAGAACCUUUCUCAGCAAAUUUGAAAAGAAUGCAAUAUGACAAUAUAGAUGGAAUUUGUCUUGAAAUGGCAUGCUGUUUGGAGAUCUUACCAUUCAUAAUGAAGAAGGGGUUUGAAUGAUUUCCAAUCAAGAAUUAUUGAUUUUUAUUUGACUUAUAUGACCAUCUUGCAAUUUUCUUUGCAUGAUUAUGAUGUUAUUUUAUGAGUUUAUGUUAUUGGUGGAUGAUUUUAAUCAUUUUCAGUGUUGGUGUGAUUGAUGGCAGUAGACAGAUAUGUUCAAUGGUGAUGUUGAUGAUUGCUUUGAUGGUAUCACUAUUGCUGCCAAUGUAGUUAAUGUCAGUGUUGGUGUAGUUGAUGGCAGUAUUUGGAUUUAUUCAAUUCUGAUACUGAUGAUGGCUUUGGUGACAUCAGUGUUUGUGUUAGUGUUAGUGUAGUUGGUGGCAGCAGUGGGAUGUAUUCAGUUUAGAUACUGAUGGUGGGAUUAUUGAUGCCAUUCAAAAUAACAGCAUUUGAUGAAUUCAAUAGCAGUAAUGGUGCCAUUUGUCAAUGUGAUUGAUGGCAACAUUGUCGUAUGUGUUCACUAUGAUGAUGUUUAUGAUUGCAUCGUUGAUGGCAGGGUUUGGAUAUUUUUAGUAUUGCCAUCAUUUGAUGUCAGUAGUGUAGUUGAUGUUGAUUGUGAUGGCAGAUUGAGAGCGAUUUUUUAAGUCUUAUCCUUUUUGGGUGUAUAUUGUGCAUUUGUGACAAAUGAGAUGUUUGGAGCAACAGGCACUUUUCUUUGCUGCACAUUUUAAGAAAUGCUGUUUGCUAUGGUUGUUUUCUUUUCUAAAAGGCAAAGAGAGCUAGUUUCGGGGAAUAUUUUUUACCUUUAAAAGUUAAAUUGUUGGAAUUUUUAUUUAGAGGUUUUAUUUAUUUAGAAGUUUCUGCAAAGAAAAGAAAGGGUGCGAUCCUUGUUAGAAAUGAUUACCCGCUCUUCUUUGAACCCCACACCCUGAAACAAAUCAAACAAGUAGUAUAAUUUAACAAGCUCGAUAGAUUGAUGAAAAUACAAGGAAAUUAUAUUAUAAGGGAUCCAAAAUAUUUUUGUCUGCUCAGUAGUGUUUUAUAUUAGUGUUAGUAAAAAAUGUUACAUACUUGGGUAUUGAAUUGAAUUGAAUUUAUUUCCGUUAAAAACAAAUAACAAUACAUAUAAAAUGAUACAUGUGAAUUGAUAAUUGGAAAACGGGAGGAUGGCCCUACUCAGCAGCAUCAAUCAUGGUGCUGCUGGUCUACCGAGGGGUCCUCAUAUAGCAU